Molecule: messenger RNA, 1859 nt
Organism: Rhipicephalus sanguineus (brown dog tick)
Lineage: Eukaryota; Metazoa; Arthropoda; Arachnida; Ixodida; Ixodidae
Gene: qvr
Product: protein quiver
Exons: 4
Coding region: 253-777 (174 amino acids)
Biological process (GO): positive regulation of voltage-gated potassium channel activity; sleep; regulation of synaptic transmission, cholinergic
Source: RefSeq, a predicted model, not a curated record
CACACGGGUUCUCUGCGGCCGGGGUCGGCGUUGGGCGUCGCUCCGGUCGCGAUGGCGAAGUGGCGGGUCACGUGACUGUACUCCACCGCUCUCCGAGGCGGCGCAGUCAGGGAAGGGGGGAUGUAGCAGCAGCAGCAAGCGAGCGAACAAGGCAGCAGGCAGCGCCAAGGCCGGCGGCAGCCCGAUCCCGAGGCAGCCCUUCCGGCGAGCCCAGGGCACGAGCCCCCCGGCCCAGCUGCAAAACGGCGGCGGAUGGCAGCGCGCCCCAGGCGCAUCGCGUCACCCGCAUGGAUUACCUGGGCUGCAGCUUCGCUUUUCGCGACGUUUACUUGCGUCCUGGCCGAAGAAGAGUGCCUGAACUCGCGCAUCCAGUGCUACGACUGCAACUCGGAACAGGAGCCUCGCUGCAGAGACCCGUUCAACCACAGCGAGGAAAACCUGCCGACGCUGAGGGAGUGCCAAGGAUGCUGCGUCAAGAUCGUCAAGAGGCACGGAAAGCACGACCAGGAGGUGCGGCGCACGUGCACCGAGCGGCUGCAGAUCAACAUGUUUCUAGUGGACCACGUGUGCAUGUACGAAUCCGGCGGCGGCGGCCACAUGUGUUUCUGUGAGAGUGACGCCUGCAACUCGGCUCCAACGGUCGCCGACGGCGCGGCCUCCUCACUCAUGGUCGUCCUGUUGUUGCCGCUGCUGCUGGCCACCGUGCAGCGGCUGAUGACCUUCGCCUCACCUUCCACGUCGACGACCGAGGCCCGUGCGAGGCUGAGAACUUCCUAGACCUCGCCACGUCCACUGGUCCCUGCGGGCCACAUGGUGUAUAACCGGCCACCACCAGCGCGGCGUCGAGAGAGAUACUGAGGGACUUGCACCGUCCACUAUGUCGUAUAGAUGCCUGGGACAUCCUCUCGCCAGUGUGUGCGCGUGCGCAGCUCUAGGCAUCCGGAGACUCGAGGUCGCCAUGUGAAACGUCGGGCCCCGGUUCUGGGUUUCUGCGGCGGCGGCCUUGGUGCGUGCGCCCGAGAGGCAGGCAGUCACUGCGGCUGCGCAACGCAGCCACAACAACGGCUGUGACUUAAGGCCGACUACGUCCACGUCAUCAGACACAGUUCUGACGACAAGUAUAGAUGUUGUUCUAACUUAUCCAACGCGAUGCUGUUUUCGCCGAGAGUCUUGAAGCGGCUGUAGGUAGCUGAUCAACCUCGGAACCGUUUCGAUCCGUCUUAUGUUGUUAGUUUUGGCUCUGAUUGGUCUCUGUCCGAAUGACUCAAACUUUUCUGCCUCGAAGAAGCGUAACGGUGUUUCCCAGGUUGUGCGCCCUCAGGGUGGGGUUUGUGGCUUGGUCAAGCAAUAGUUUCGCGUUGUUUGUGGCCGAAAGCUAUAAUUGGAAACGAUUACAUAUUAUUGAUACUGAAAACAAAACAAAACACCGCCAGAAGGGAAUGUGGAGAGCAUUGAGUAAUAUAUUUACAAGCACCCAGACUUUGCAUCCCCACAGUGGUUGUGGACUCACUGAAAUAAACCCUGCUGCCAUGUUUAUCAAACAGUGAUAUGCCAUCCACGGCUUGUCCAUGGAUGCGAUGUGAUAAACUUUAAACGAUAUACACCGUUACGCUGCUUCACAUUUAGAUUUUGUUUUUGUUUCACGCUACAAUACGUGCUACUGUUACUGCGUAUAAUUUUCGGGUUGAUCGACUAUGAUCCGCGGAGUGCGAUUUUAGGCGUGUUUCUGAAUUGGUGUGCAACCGAGGCGCAUCUUUCCGUCUGGUCUUGGAAUGAUUUCAACGUUUUAUCGCCCCCAUUUACAUUAUGUUUUCUGAGAGCGGUUAUGCGAUUGCUCUUGAGAAGUGCAGUUAUUGCAU